This is a messenger RNA of Syzygium oleosum, 928 nucleotides long. Its product is annotated as protein NONRESPONDING TO OXYLIPINS 2, mitochondrial. The transcript is spliced from 2 exons. The record is from RefSeq and is a predicted model, not a curated record. Lineage: Eukaryota; Viridiplantae; Streptophyta; Magnoliopsida; Myrtales; Myrtaceae. The coding region runs from base 108 to 425 and encodes 105 amino acids.
GCCAAAACCCUAAACCCCUCCCGCCGCGACGAAGAAGAGUCCUCCGCCAUUUCCCACCGAUUUCGACCCCGCGAAGCCGUAGAUUCCCUCAGCGAAGCUCGACGUCAAUGGCGUCCGCUUGCAGCAGAGCGAUGCGGAGAGCCUCGACGUCCCUCGGACCGGCCCUCAGGUCGAGCGUCCGUACGUCUCCGCAGCUCGGAUCCGCCGCCUCCUCCCGAUCUCCUCUCCCGGCCCGGUCGACUUCUUCUCCGCUCCGCCGUUUCUUCUCUUCCAGGUCGCCGGCGGAGCUCGCGUGCGUGCAGUCGCUGUUGCCGCUGCACAGCGCGGUGUCGGCGGCCCGGUUGACGUCGUGCCUGAGCACGACGUCGAGGAGUUGCCGGGCACUCUCACAGGGUAUUCUUUGCUGCACCUCUCCAGGGCUCUAAUAUGAAUUUUGUGUUUUUUUCGUGUGAGUGGCCAUUUUUUUUCCUUUGGCUUUUCCUACUAUUUGUUCUGAAUGUUUGAUGCUUUUUAUGUUCUCGAGUGGUGGUUGUUCGUCAGGUUAUAUACCUUAGUCUCUGAUGAUACUAGUCAUGCCUUCUCUAACUAGGAAAUUUUCCUUAAUAGCAUUUGGGUAAUGAAGACUAGAUAAUAUCGAGUAGAAUUCGUAUCACGGUAGCCAACUGUGGAGAUUGGGAUCGUUAGGAUUCGGCUAAAUCGUGAUUUUGCCUGACCAAUCCGUUCUCGUGAGAUGAAGCAAUUAGAGUAGCGUGCUAGUAACGACCUCUCUCGGUGGCGUUCAGUCUUCAUUUGCUUGAGAGACAAAUGAUUAAGCCGUUCUUGCUUUCUUGGAAUUUUGAUGAACUCUUCGAGAGUAGAUUAAUUUAUUUCUCAGGCAGAUGCGCAUUAAAUAAUGGAUAGGAUACUUAUAGCAUCUAAUUGGAAUAUU